Messenger RNA from Salvia hispanica, 1247 nucleotides. Its product is annotated as plasmodesmata-located protein 2-like. The record is from RefSeq and is a predicted model, not a curated record. Gene Ontology annotation, cellular component: plasmodesma. Gene Ontology annotation, biological process: plasmodesmata-mediated intercellular transport; transport of virus in multicellular host. Lineage: Eukaryota; Viridiplantae; Streptophyta; Magnoliopsida; Lamiales; Lamiaceae.
AAGACUGCCAACUGUAACGCUGCUUAUUUUCACACACACAACGCACUAAAACAUCAUCUCUCAAUCUCAAAUUCCCCAAAAUUCCAGAAUCCAAUCUACAACAAGACCCCACAAAUUCUCCUCCCAGAAAUCAUCACAAAUCUCACAAACUAAACUAAUAAUGGGACCGUCUCAAUCUCUCCUUCUUCUCCUCCUCCUCGCCCUCUCUCUCUCCUCCACCUCCUCAACCGACUACUCCGCCCUCGUCUUCAAAGGCUGCGCCGACCAGAACUUCCAAAACUCCAACGGCCUCUACACCGGCACCCUCCGCGCUCUCUUCGACGCGCUCAUCUCCCAAUCCUCCUCCGCCAAGUUCUACAAAACGACGUCGGGCGACGGCACCUCUGCUGCUGUGAGCGGCCUCUUCCAAUGCCGAGGCGACAUCUCCAACAGCGACUGCACCAAUUGCGUCAGGAAAGCCCCCAAUCUGGCGCAGAAGCUCUGCGGUGAAGCGAUCGCGGCCAGAGUGCAGCUCAACGGCUGCUACCUCCGCUACGAGAUCUCCGGAUUCAGGCAGGUCAGCGGCGUCGAGCUGCUGUACAAGAUAUGCGGCACCACCAGGGCGAACGGGGGCGGGUUUGGGGACAGAUUGGAUCUGGCGCUGGGGGAGAUAGUGAAGGGAGUCGCGAACGGAGGAUUCUACGCGGCGGCUUAUGAGUCGGUGUACGUGCUAGGUCAGUGCGAGGGAGAUCUGAGCGGCGGCGACUGCGUGAGCUGCGUGAAAUCCGCGAUCGACAAGGCGAAAUCGGAGUGCGGAAGCGCGAUCUCGGCGCAGAUAUACCUUCAGACUUGCUACAUUAGCUACACCUAUUACCCCAACGGCGUCGCCACCAACAACCAGCAACCGCAAUUUUCAUCGUCAGGGGCGCAAGGAUGGAACAGAGAGAAGAUAAUUGCAGUUGUGCUGGGCGGAGCAGUAGGCGUGGGGCUGGUUAUGGCGUGUUUGUUGUUCACAAAAUCAGUUUUCAAGAAAAAGCACCGUAAUCACAAAUAUGGUGGAUGAUGUAUAAAUCAAUCACAUUCCCAAAUAUUUACAAAUUUCGAAGUUUAGCAGCUUGUUAAUUUUUUUUAUUGUUCAAAUUUUGGGGAAAUUGGGAUAUCUGAAAUGCAUAAAAAAUGGGGGAUUAUUAUUGUAAAGCUUUUCUUCUCCUUUUUUUUGAUUGAAGAAAAUUGAGAGAUGUCUAUUUCAGAAGUAAAGGUAGCAUGCA